Molecule: messenger RNA, 228 nt
Organism: Protopolystoma xenopodis
Lineage: Eukaryota; Metazoa; Platyhelminthes; Monogenea; Polystomatidea; Polystomatidae
Source: the annotation of a GenBank genome assembly
AUGUUUGGAGCAGAAGAUUCCUGGUCUUAUUGGCGUAGGGUGGCUGAUGGUACCGACAUUGUCACAACGAAGGUGAAAGUUCAUUCGACUAUCGCCUAUGACAAUACUGUAUUAUCUGCCGAGUUGACGGUCCGGGGUGGUCCUCCUGCAAAUGCCGAUCAAGGUUUGGAGACCCAGAUUCAUUGGCCAGAUGGCAGAAAUGAUAUAACCAUUCAACUUCGCGGUUAA